This is a messenger RNA of Theileria parva strain Muguga, 1148 nucleotides long. Its product is annotated as putative integral membrane protein. Lineage: Eukaryota; Apicomplexa; Aconoidasida; Piroplasmida; Theileriidae. Bases 325 to 1137 code for a protein of 270 amino acids. The record is from RefSeq and is a predicted model, not a curated record. The transcript is spliced from 4 exons.
AUAGUAUACAAUCGUUAUAAUGAGGAACAAAACUUCUAAAUAAAUUUUAUAAUUAUAACAUAUUGCUCUUUUUACCAUAUUUAGACUAAACUCUCUUGUGUACUUAGGAAAAUAUCGUAAUCUCGUUAGUACUUUUAGUAUUUUGGGUAAAUGAUUCAUUUAAUUUACACAAAAAUUUAUAAAACCUUUGCAUUAUAUCGGAUUUUUAAUGUUUUACUAAAUUAAUCCAAAAUUUAAACUUUGUGUAUGUAAAAUAUUUCAUUGAUGACUCCCCAAUGAGUCAUCAAUUAAACAGUAAAAGCUUGAUAUAAAUUUAUAUGUAUUAUGGGUGAUUCGGUGCGUAUAACCAUAACUGGAGAUGAGGGGAUUGAUCCAUUCGCCGCUGAGAGAAAUCUAGAAAAUCUAGAUUUUGAGGCUCAAAGGCAGUUGAUAGUCAAUCUUAUUACUUCCAUGACUGAAAAUGUCAAGGAGAGAGAUAAAAUUAAGCGAGACAAAACAAGCCAUCCUCUUUCUCACAUUAAACUUUCUACUAAACUCGAGUCUCAAGUUCUAGCAGCCUACAACUAUUUGGACGUCCUAAAAAACAUAUAUAGUAAACUAGUGAGCAACAAAAAGAAGCGUGGCAAAUAUACUGAACAUGAACUUAAUUCCUUCGGUGAAACUAUAAAGAACUUGGACGAAAAUCUCCUGAACCUAGAAAACAUGAUCAGAUACAGGGCCAGCGCCAUGACCAGGAAGACGAGGAUGGAUCUUAACAUAAACUCUGUCCCCUUCGAUAAAUCUGCUCUUACAACUGAGGAGCAAAACUAUGUGACAGAGUCUAUAAGGCGUUGGAACGAGCGGGAUGAGGGUUUCGAUAAACAGCUCCAGGAAAUUGGAGAGGCAGUUGACAGAAUAGGCGAAGUCGCCAUUCAUAUCGGGGCCCGUGCCCAGGAUCAGGCCAAAGCUGCCAUGGAAGCAGUCGGGGAUGUUGAAAACACCACGAAAGGUGUCUCUGAAGUUACAAGUAAGAUCAAAAGGUUACUCAAGAGGCAGCGGAUGGUCGAAUGCUAUUGCCGGUUCGUUCUUGUUUUAAUCGUUCUGAUACUAUCUGGCGUUGUAAUAUACCUAGUCAUGAAAAGGCUAAAACAUAAAUAAUUUAAUAAAAU